Messenger RNA from Gongylonema pulchrum, 225 nucleotides. Lineage: Eukaryota; Metazoa; Nematoda; Chromadorea; Rhabditida; Gongylonematidae. The record is from the annotation of a GenBank genome assembly.
AUGAGCUGUGGUGCUGCUGAAUUAAAUGAUUGCCUCAGCUUAAUAUUCAAAUAUUUACAGCGGCUGAGCGCUAUGCUCUUCUCGUCCGCUGCUCUUCCGCUGGUUCAUCCACCUGUCGUGCUGCUCAUCAAAAUUAUCAUAUUCCGAGCUCUGCCGAGCAUCAGUAGUGUUGGUGCACCUGUUCGUCAGCAAACAUAUCCAUUUCGCACGCACGUUAUAAUUUAA